Molecule: messenger RNA, 1520 nt
Organism: Xiphophorus couchianus (Monterrey platyfish)
Lineage: Eukaryota; Metazoa; Chordata; Actinopteri; Cyprinodontiformes; Poeciliidae
Product: claudin-4-like
Exons: 1
Coding region: 355-996 (213 amino acids)
Cellular component (GO): membrane; bicellular tight junction
Molecular function (GO): structural molecule activity
Source: RefSeq, a predicted model, not a curated record
CAACUUAACAGCUAAAACCAAUGCUAGCCAUCAUCAGUGAGUAGCUUUUUGCCCAGGGAGAUGGAGUCCAUAUUGAAGGGGUAUCUUCUUUCAAUGAAGAUCCCAGUGCUGAUCUCAUUAGUUUAGGUUUCAUACUCAUUGCUCACCUUGAAACUUGCAGGUCAGCACUGCAUUAAGGACACCUUCAUAAACUGUGAAGUGUUUUGUGUACAAACACUUCACAGCCAAUAGCUGCUGAGGUUGGUGGUAUCGGCUACCCUCAUGCUUCUGCUCACAUAAGAACCUUUACAGUCCAACCUGCGACAUUUCCACUGUUUUCUCGUUGAGUUUGGCGUGUCGCAGCAAGGCAGGAAGAUGGUCUCUCAGGGCAUUCAGUUCACCGGCAUAGUCAUAGCCUCGAUCGGCUGGCUGCUGGACAUUGUGGUGUGCGGGCUACCCAUGUGGAGGGUGUCCGCCUUCGUGGGCGCCAACAUCAUCACGGCUCAGACCAUCUGGGAGGGUUUGUGGAUGAGCUGUGUGGUGCAGAGCACGGGCCAGAUGCAGUGUAAGGUGUACGACUCCAUGCUGGCGUUGGAGCAGGACCUGCAGGCGGCCCGCGCCAUGAUCGUCGUCUCCAUCUUGUUGGGGAUCUGUGGGGUGUUCCUGGCCAUCGCUGGGGGAAAGUGCACCAACUGCAUUGAGGACGAGCGAUCCAAGUCGAAGGUCUGCAUCGUUUCUGGAAUUCUGUUCAUCCUCGCCGGGCUACUGUGCCUCAUUCCCGUCUCCUGGUCCGCCAACUCCGUCAUCAACAGGUUCUACAACUUGAUGAUAAUCGGAACGCCUCAAUACGAGUUGGGAGCGUCGCUGUACAUCGGAUGGGCAGCUUCUGCCUUGUUCUUGAUUGGAGGGGGGCUACUUUGCUGGAAUUGCCCCACCAUUGAGGGAGACCUUAACUACGUUUCCAAACCCAGAUUCACCCCAGUGAAGACCACUUCCGCAUCCAGAGAAUACGUAUAAAGUUUCCCUCCUAACACGGACACGAAGGCUCAAGACAGCUGACAUGUCAGCUCAUAUUUAUCUUACUGAUGAAUCCACGCAAAGUGUAAAUAUUGUACGAAUUCUCAGCUUCUGGCCAGUUUUAUGAGGGGGUUUGAUCAUGAAAAGGCUUAUGAAAGGCUUUCUUUCAUAAUGAUUACUUUGGAAACAAUCUGUUUUAGUAAUCCAAGAUAUGAAUAUUUAAUUCCUUUUGAACAUUGCAAGAGAUUUUAUUAAAUGUCAUUGUGAUCAUUUGUAUUUUUAAAGAAAUUGACCCUAAUAACAAACACAUCUAUGUGUAAAUAAAUGCGUAAUGCUUUUUCCUUUACUUUUAAAUUCUUUUUGUUCUCCAUAUAGUCAUGUAACUUUACUUGUUCUUGUGUUUGUAAUGUAAAUACACUCUGUUAAAACUGAACUAUUACAUUAUAGUUCUGUGGAAAAUUUAAAAAUAAAAUAAAAUGUUACGCAAGGACUUGAAUAUUCUUCCAGUUUAUUUCCUGGUUGGA